AGAUACCCGACUAAAAUUACAUUGCACCACUCAGUGGCAAGAGUUGUGCAAUAUCCCAGCGCAGGUAUAUAUACCGCCGUUUUCAUUUGCCGAGAUAUCCUUUCCCAACGUCUGGGUUGGACAGCACAUCGAAGAGGGAUCCCCUCUACAUUUUUCACAAGAAACUUUUAUUUUCACCCUUUUUUUUUAGUUCACCUGGUUGGUGUUGGUUAGUGUGAACACUCAUAACCAAAUUGUUCAAAGUCCGUUGUCCAAUUAAGGUCACGAAUUCGGUUGUGACUAUUCCAGUGAACGGUUAUAAAGUGACAAGUUCGUUGGGAAACGUGGAGGAAGUGUCAAACUUACCAAAUCAAGGGAAGUUCUACCAUAUUAUGUUCAAUAACCCUCAAAGUAAUUGUCAUUAUUUCAAUACUGAGAGCGGUUGUAAGUUUGGGACUAACUGUAAGUUUUUUCACGUGACUAUUCCCCCUCCUAAUCCAGCAAAUAUAAAUCAAAAUGAAACAGUAAGAAGGAACGUCGACUCUCCACCACAGUCAACAACCUUUUGCUCCAAUCGGACGACGGACCACAGCCAUGAAGAAACAGUAAGAAGCACAGAUCAGCUUGUUUCUCCAGCGUUGUUAUUUACAUCUUCAAGUCUCACAAGAACACACAAAGAUGGCCCAGUGAAAAGCAAAGUUGUUAAUCCUUCUCGUGCUUUAGAGUCAAACAGUCCAAUUUCUUCAGGUGAUGCUGAAGGAAAUGGAAGUCAGAAUGAAAGUGGAGCAAAGCCCUGCUUUCAGUUCAAUAAAUAUGGACAAUGUCGAUUUGGUGCUAAAUGCAGAUUCAGUCAUGGAUAUAAUCUGAAAAGAUCGGAUCAAGAUGGCGAGAAAAAAGGUACCAAACAGGUGAAGGAAACUUUGCCUGAAUUAGCAGCAGAAACCACACCGCAUGUGGACAGACCUAAUGGAUCAAAGCCAGAGAGGAAAACAAAGACCCCAGUGACAUGCCGCUAUUUCAUCACUGGUCGAUGUAGAAGUGGAGCAAAGUGUAGGUUCUAUCAUCCACAUGGAAAUGAAAAACUAGGUGGUACAUCGGCUUACAAGACUACAGAGGACAAUGAAAUGUCACAGGAAAGUGGACACAAAAUUUCUGAGGAGGUUGUAUCAACAUGUCCAAAAGAUUCCAAAGUCCAUGUUACACCCAGACCAGCAUAUAUCCCUACAACAGUAAAAAGAGAAAUCAAGCGUGACAAAGUUGGCAUGGAAGUCAUCAAAAAACUUCAAGCAACAGAAAUCGAGCAGCUGAAGAAACGAUUCCCAACAGAUAAACUGACAACAAUUAAAGAAUCUGAUAAUGGGGACAACAUUUACCGUCUUAGCUUCAAACCAUCUGAUCCAGACUGGCCAUUCGAUGUCAAUGUAUACGACAUUCAACUGAAAUUUCCUCAAAAUUACCCAAUCAAGAUGUUUAAGACAGAGUUACCAACUGACCAAGACCUUCCUGAAACUGUGAGAAGGUAUGUGGAGGCUUCUAUCUGUGAGUGGUUGGACCAUAGAGAGACUGAAUUGGAGACCAGAGGAGUUCUGGAGCUAACAUUCCGUCCCUUCAUUCACUGGCUGGACAAAGAUUUAGAGGAGAUUGUUACAGAAGGCCUCAGACAGCUUCAAAGAGAAUUGAUGGCAAAGGCAGCUGGCUUUGAGUUUAUUCCUGCCAGCGUGCUGAGGGAUCGCCUAAGGGAAAGGAACUCUGGAGGAUCGCAAGAGGAAGAGACAACAGAAAGUGAGGAAGACAGUGACUCUGGGAAAGAGAUGGAAAAUGUUGUUGUUUAUAGAAAGAAAGAUGAGGAGGAAGUAUACAAAGGUCCAGAGGCAUAUAGUUCUGAUGAGGAUGAGGAUGAAGACAUGGACCUCGUAACAGGAAAGUUUGAGGAGGCCAACCUAAAUGCUGAAAGGAAAGGAACAGAAAUCAGACUUCGCAACCUUGUGAUGAAAGAAACAGUCUCGACAAUGACCUACACACAAAUUAAGAUCAUUGUCCAGUGUUCCCGCUGUAAGAGCAACACUAACCUCUUGACCCCUGUUGGAAGGGUCAACUUGCUUCCAUGCUUCAAGUGUCACUCCCAAAUGCUGUUGACAUUCAGACCAGCCAUUAUGCAUCCCUACUCCUCAGUCAUGGGCUAUCUAGACCUUGAAGGAUGUGUACCUUUUGAUCUCCUCCUACAAGACUCUGCAUACAAACUUGGUUGCAUGAAUUGUAACAAGGAGACUAAAGUUGAUAGUUUGUAUCCUGGUCAGCCAAUGGACACAUGGUGUAAGUCAUGCCACCAGAAACUCCGGGUGGCAGCAGAAGAUGCCAAGUUCACAUUGCUGCUGCCUACUGGUGUGGAGACAGAGAAAACAAAAGUUUAUGAAGUUGAUGUGAAGAAAGUGAAACGGAUUGUCCAGGACCCCGUCAUCAAGUUCGGCAAUCCUCUUCCUGAUAAUGGCACCUGCAAGCACUACAAGAAGAGUUUCCGUUGGUUCAGAUUUCCCUGUUGUGGAAAAUGUUAUGCUUGUGACCUGUGUCAUGAGGAGGGGGAGGAUGGACAUGAGAUGUUGCUAGCCAAUCGGAUGAUCUGUGGAUUUUGUUGUCGGGAGCAGCCAUUUGCUUUGGAGAAACCAUGCAUAUCUUGUGGUCACUCUAUGACAAAGACAACCACUUCUCACUGGGAGGGCGGAAUGGGCUGUCGGGACAAGAUCCGCAUGAACAAGAAUGAUUCACAGAAAUAUUCAAAUAUGAACAAAACUGUGUCAAGGAAGGCAACUGAGAAACGGCAACCAAAUAAAAAGAAAAAUGUCAAACUGAGGCAUUCUUCUAAGUAGUUUACACAGCUGUACAAAUGGACACAGCUAUUUGACAUCUGUAUUAAUCCACAGCUGUACAAAUGGACAAGGCUAUUUGACUUCUUUGUAGUCUACACAGCUGUACAAAUGGACACAGCUAUUUGACUUCUAAGAAGUCCAUACAACUGUACAAAUUGACAGCUAUUUGUCAUCUAUUAAUAUUACAGAACAUGAGUGGAAUUGUACUUUGUUAAUUAUUUCUUCUCGUAAAUUGUCAAAGUUUUGUUCUUGUUGUAAAUUGUCAAAGAUUUUGUUUUGAAUGUACCCGGCACAAUCCUGUAUCUUUUGAGCUUUGUUAAUACA
Ylistrum balloti is the source of this 3167-nucleotide messenger RNA. RefSeq lists its product as uncharacterized. The record is from RefSeq and is a predicted model, not a curated record. The transcript has 10 exons. Bases 372 to 2843 code for a protein of 823 amino acids. NCBI's taxonomy places the organism in Eukaryota, Metazoa, Mollusca, Bivalvia, Pectinida, Pectinidae. Gene Ontology annotation, molecular function: mRNA binding; zinc ion binding.